AUGGAAUGGCGAUCUUCUGCGCGCUCCAAAGUCUCAGCUCGUUCUAAUGGAGCGACACCGCGUCGUUCUUCAUCCGGUCGCUGGCUGCUCUCCCUGCUGCUGCUGAGCCUGGCCUCGUACUCGGCGCUGCUGCUGGCGUGGUCCAGCGCCUCGCUCUCCCCGUUCCGCAGCCCCCUCACAGACGCCAACGACUCAAACUCGACGCAGGUGGGAACACUUAUAGCUCUGCCAAUGGGCGACACGAUGGAGAGGAGUUUGCGCUGCAUUGGCUGGCGUGCCACGCUGGACUGCACCCCGUUCGGGCCUCGAGACCCGCAGCGAGACCAGCCGUGCGGGAGGACGGUGCACAAUUCCAACGCCGGCUACUGCGAGGUGCAGGACACGUGCACCGGCGAGCACUUCCGCGUCAUGAGGAGGCACUGCUCAAGCCUCUUCCCUGCUUCCCGUCUGCGCUGCGACGACGCGCUGGCCUUCGUGGACUUCCGGGUGAAAGCGAGGAAGGCCGUCGCGAAGGCGCUCGUUCCAGGCUUCGCAUUGCCGAACGUUGUGGAGGGUGGAAGUGAUAAACCCAGAGAUGGGAUCGUCAUUGUGGUGUAUCCGAAGCUGGUGGCGAGCGCAUCUGCACUGAUUCGUACUCUUCGAGAAUCAGGUUGCAAAUUGCCGAUCCAGUUGUGGUAUUGCCCCCAAGAACUCUACAGCUUCCCCGGUCCCCUCACGCCGCUGCAUCACUUGGCCGACUCUGACGAUCAGAUAAGCUUCCACAAGAUCGACGACACGCGCGCCAUGGGAUUCGGGGCGAAGGUGUACUCCAUCUACCACAGCACUCUGGAUCGCGUGCUGUUUCUCGACGCCGAUAACUUCCCAGUUCGGGACCCCAGCUCACUCUUCCACUCCAGUGAAUUUGAGCGCACGGGUGCUGUGAUCUGGCCGGACUAUUGGCACCCGAACCACACGAUCUUUAACAUCCACGAGAAGUCGAUGCUCUGGGAGCUCCUGGACAUGCCGUACGCCGACAUGUUUGAGCAGGAGAGUGGGCAACUGCUCAUCGACCGUCGCCGACAUGCAGCACCGAUGAAGCUGGCGUUCUUCUACAUGUUUCACCGGCCAAACUUCUUCCAGGAGCUCAAGGUGGCGCACGGUGACAAAGACCUCUUCAGAUUCGCAUGGCUCAAGCUUGAAGCCCCGUUCCACAUGGCCCAGACACCACCAGCAGUGGCGGGGGAAAUCAUUGACGACCUGUUCUGUGGCAUGACGAUGGCGCAGCACGACCUUGAGGGCAACGUGCUCUUUCUUCAUCGCAACCAGUUCAAACUCACGGGUAAACUCGCAGGUCUGAAGAAAAGAGAGGCGCCGGUGGCCGAUGGGCGGUCAUCUGGACGCAUCUGCUGUCUUUCAACCGCUCGUUCGAAGUCGAGCACUACGUGAUCGACACGUACAGAGCUGAGCCAGCAUUUCCAAAGUCGCAGAGCUGCUUUGGCAAGCGGAAGCUCGAGAGGGACCCACAUUUUGUGGCGCAAGCAUUUACCAAUCUGAGCUUUGCUGACUUGGAGAACAAAGUACGUAGAAUCGCGG
This is a messenger RNA of Phytophthora sojae, 1572 nucleotides long. RefSeq lists its product as hypothetical. The record is from RefSeq and is a predicted model, not a curated record. The transcript has a single exon. Lineage: Eukaryota; Oomycota; Peronosporomycetes; Peronosporales; Peronosporaceae. Gene Ontology annotation, cellular component: Golgi apparatus. The coding region runs from base 1 to 1425 and encodes 474 amino acids. Gene Ontology annotation, biological process: mannan biosynthetic process. Gene Ontology annotation, molecular function: alpha-1,2-mannosyltransferase activity.